This is a messenger RNA of Dioscorea cayenensis subsp. rotundata (Guinea yam), 1399 nucleotides long. Its product is annotated as senescence-specific cysteine protease SAG39-like. Lineage: Eukaryota; Viridiplantae; Streptophyta; Magnoliopsida; Dioscoreales; Dioscoreaceae. The record is from RefSeq and is a predicted model, not a curated record. Bases 116 to 1204 code for a protein of 362 amino acids. Gene Ontology annotation, cellular component: lysosome. The transcript has 2 exons. Gene Ontology annotation, molecular function: cysteine-type endopeptidase activity.
CUCUUUCGAAAGUCCUUCCAGGUUACGAUGAUAUCAAUAUUUGUCUGAUUGCUGAUUGCCAUUCAUUAAACAAUUCGUUCAUGCCAAUUCAAAACUCCACGGCACGCAGAAGAAUAUGUGCAGCUCUGUAUAUAAACACCGAAGAACUCCCAAUUUUUUGUAUACCAGAAUCACAAUUGCAAUGGCUUCUAACCAAUUCUUAUGGCUUGCCUUGUUCAUCUUUGCAGUUUCAGUCUCUGGGGCAAUCUCUAGAGCAAUAACCGAUGUACCGAUGUCAGUCAGGCACGAGCAGUGGAUGGCAAAGUACAACCGAGUCUACAAGGAUGCGGCUGAGAAAGCGCACCGGUUCAAGAUAUUCAAGAACAAUGUGGAGUACAUUGAGUCUGUGAACAACGCAGGAGAUCGAAAAUACAAGCUUGGUAUCAACCAGUUCACAGACUUAACCAACCAGGAGUUUAAAGCCACUCAUACUGGUUUUAGGCCUUCGAAGAUUACAAUAAGUGCUAGGAAAGCCACAGGGUCCUUCAGAUACGAGAAUGUUACUGCUGCCCCUGCUUCUGUUGAUUGGAGAACCAAAGGUGCUGUUACUCCAAUCAAAGAUCAAGGACAAUGUGGAUGUUGCUGGGCAUUCUCUGCCGUGGCUGCGAUGGAAGGGAUCACCAAGAUCAGAACAGGGAAGCUGGUCUCAUUGUCCGAGCAAGAACUCGUUGACUGUGACACCGAUGAGGAUGAAGGAUGCAAUGGUGGACUAAUGGAUGAUGCAUUCCAAUUCAUCAUCAACAACGGUGGACUCACUACUGAAUCAAACUACCCUUACAAAGCAGCUGAUGGCACAUGCAACACCAACAAGGAAUCAUCUCAUGCGGCCAGCAUCAGUAGCUUCGAAGACGUGCCAGCUAACAGCGAGUCAUCAUUGUUAAAGACAGUUAUCAAGCAGCCGGUGUCAGUGGCCAUUGAUGCCGGUGAAGAUGACUUCCAACAUUACUCCAGCGGUGUUUUCACCGGAGAAUGCGGCACGGAUUUGGACCAUGGUGUGACUUUGAUUGGUUAUGGGAAAACAAGUGAUGGAACAAAGUAUUGGCUGGUGAAGAACUCAUGGGGGAAAUCAUGGGGAGAAAAGGGGUAUAUAAGGAUGGAACGUGAUGUUGAUGCUGCUGAAGGUCUUUGUGGCAUUGCCAUGCAAGCUUCCUAUCCUACUGCAUGAAAUUGAAUUAAAUGUAAUAUUAUGUCUUUAUUUGUGUUAUUAUUUGUGCUUGUUUCAAUCAAGCAUUCAUUAUGUGAAUUGUUGUUAUUAUCCUUUGUUGUGUAUAUAUAUGUAAAGCUGCAGCAUGUUAAUGUGAUUGUGUCUAUGUAACUCAAUGUAAAUCUCAGUGUAAGUUUGUCUUGUUUUCUUAUUUAA